AUGUCUCGCUUUACCUUUGCAGCUGCACUUGUGCUCGCAUCUGCCGCCGUUGUCGCUGCACAAGACACCACCGCUCUCGGCCCUCUUACCACCAACAAUGCGGUGACCAAUUGCGUCCAAUUUGGUGAUUGUGAGUAAAGAUGCGCAGGGAGUGUAUCUGCUACGGGGGGAUCGGGGCUGCGAAGCAGCUGCCCUGUCAUCGAUCCGCACGUUUUGCUAAAGUCUAAAAGUGCCUGCGCCUCUUGCUCCUCCACAGGCACGGCUGGAGGACAGGGAUCAACUCUGAGUUUCGCACCGGGGAUCCAAACGCCCGCCCCAUCGACCGCUUUUGCCGCACCCACCGAUUCUGCCCAAUCCAUCGCCUCCGUCUCUCAGCUGGCCGCUUCGGGAGCCGCAGCAGCGUUCUCUUCGCGACUACCUGGUCAGAACAGCGAUGCUCGUGGAGCCACCUCAGUCUACACCGGUACCAUCGCCGUUGCUGGAUCCGCUCCCUCCUCCGUUCGCGCUUCAGGCACAAACAGCCCUGAUGGCGCCGUUUCCAACAUUCAUGUCUCUGGCUUCUGGGCUCCCGCUGCUGCUGCCGCCGCUGCGGUCGCUCUCGGCGCCGCUGUCGUGCUGUAA
This is a messenger RNA of Ceraceosorus bombacis, 621 nucleotides long. NCBI's taxonomy places the organism in Eukaryota, Fungi, Basidiomycota, Exobasidiomycetes, Ceraceosorales, Ceraceosoraceae. The record is from the annotation of a GenBank genome assembly.